Messenger RNA from Solanum dulcamara, 1557 nucleotides. RefSeq lists its product as uncharacterized. NCBI's taxonomy places the organism in Eukaryota, Viridiplantae, Streptophyta, Magnoliopsida, Solanales, Solanaceae. Gene Ontology annotation, biological process: transmembrane transport. The record is from RefSeq and is a predicted model, not a curated record. Gene Ontology annotation, cellular component: membrane. Gene Ontology annotation, molecular function: transmembrane transporter activity.
UUUUAACUGAUCACUUGUUUAAUAAUAUAGACAUUUUGAUAAGUUUAUGCACCCGCGGGGAAGAGGACCGUUGACCUCUUCUUUGGGAUUUCUUCCUCCAAUUUUUGGAUCCAAAACUCUGCAAGUACUCAAGCACCAUGAGGACAAGGAGAGUAUUUGGGAGUUCUCUUUCCCUAAUCAUCAUCAAUAUGGCAGCUAUAAUGGAACGCGCUGAUGAAAAUCUCCUACCAGCUGUUUACAAAGAAGUCAGUGAAACAUUCAAGGCUGGUCCAUCUGAUCUUGGUUAUCUCACAUUCAUAAGGAAUUUCGUCCAGGGGAUUUCAUCGCCAGUGGCAGGUAUUUUAGUCAUAAAUUAUGACCGUCCCACUGUUCUUGCUAUUGGUAUCUUGUUCUGGUCUCUAUCAACUGGUGCAAUCGGCGCUAGUAAGUAUUUUAUGCAGGUUGGAUUUUGGAGGGCAGUAAAUGGAUUUGGACUUGCAAUUGUGAUACCUGCACUCCAGUCAUUUAUAGCAGAUAGCUAUAUGGAUGAAUCCAGAGGAACUGGAUUUGGGUUUCUUAGUCUUGUUGGAACUGUCGGUGGGAUAGGAGGUGGAGCUAUUGCUACUGUUAUGGCUGGCUAUAAAUUCUGGGGCAUUCCUGGAUGGCGCUUUGCAUUCGUCAUGAUGGCAACUUUCAAUUUUAUUGCAUUUCUAGUCUUUACAUUUGUUGUUGAUCCAAGAAAAAGAGCCGGCAUAGAGCAUGAUAAUAUGAAAAACAGUACUGACAGGGAGGACUUGAUAGAGAAGGGAAAUACCAAUUCAAUGUCGAUUUGGAUGGAAUCCUGGACAGCAAUGAAAGCUGUCAUGAAAGUAAAAACAUUUCAGUUCAUUGUUUUGCAGGGUUUGGUUGGGUCCUUACCUUGGACAGCCAUGGUUUUCUUUACAUUGUGGUUUGAACUAAUUGGUUUUGAUCACAACAGUGCAGCAGCACUUGUCAGCCUAUUUGCUGCAGGAUGUGCGAUAGGAUCCUUUUUAGGUGGUGUAGUUGCAGAUAGAAUAUCUCACACGUACCCUCAUUCAGGGCGUAUCAUGUGUGCACAAUUUAGUGCUUUUAUGGGCAUCCCAUACUCAUGGGUCCUUCUUCGAAUUGUCCCUCAGUCUGUGAGUAGCUACUAUACAUUUGCUGUGACAUUAUUCCUGAUGGGGCUAACAAUCAGCUGGAAUUCUACCGCUUCAAAUGGUCCCAUGUUUGCAGAAGUUGUGCCUUCAAAACACAGGACCAUGAUUUAUGCAUUUGAUCGCGCCUUUGAGGUCUCAUUUUCUUCCUUUGCAGCUCCAGUUGUAGGAAUUCUCGCGGAGAAGCUAUAUGGUUAUGAUACCAAGUCUAUUGAUCCGGUGUUAGGAUCUGCAAAAGAGGCCUUAGCAUUGUCAAAAGGCCUCUUUUCAAUGAUGGCCCUGCCUUUUGGCUUGUGUACCUUUUUUUAUACCCCGUUGUAUUGGACAUUCAAGCAGGAUCGCGAGAAUGCAAGAAUAGCCAGCAUAAAAGAAACAGAGAUGAUAUGACAAUCACACUUCUUUA